This is a messenger RNA of Oncorhynchus gorbuscha (pink salmon), 3353 nucleotides long. Its product is annotated as mucin-2-like. The transcript has 9 exons. Gene Ontology annotation, cellular component: cytoplasm. Bases 608 to 1954 code for a protein of 448 amino acids. Lineage: Eukaryota; Metazoa; Chordata; Actinopteri; Salmoniformes; Salmonidae. The record is from RefSeq and is a predicted model, not a curated record.
CAGAUUUCCCAGUUGUCGGAACACAUUGAAAUCAAAUGUCGGAGAUUGCCAAGUUCUCAGUUGUCUUGAACAAUGCAGAAAUGACUUUGAUGAGGAGGAUGCUACACCUGAAAACCUUUGGGGGUGAGAGAAGAUGGCUGCAUUUAACCGGCUCCUGAAAACAUAGCGGGAGAUAGAGUGAGAGACAGUUCAUGGAAUGCUGUGAUGUCAUCAGCUCAGUCCUACACAAAGGCAAGGAGGAGGACACAGAAGCACACUCACUCUCCCGAGUAGUUACUCUGCCGUGGAGCGUCUGCACCCCACUAUUCACCCAGCCAUGGCUGCCUGAUGAGGACUGAGGACGACUGACGUGUGUGUGUGUGGAGGGAGGAGGGAGUGUCAGUGCAGAGGACGUCAGAGGAAGCUGUCUACAGCUUGUGUAUGUGACAGAGGAGGCUCGAUCUUCUCUUCUCCUUCUCCUCAUGAAGCUUGUUUAGAAGCCAACACGUCUUCAGGAAACUGUCGACCCAAGGAGUCCGGACAGUACCCAUCCACACCCUGCUAGACUGGGCAACCUGCCGGAACAGCCCUUACCGCCUUACCCCUCCACCUCCAUCCCGCCGCCACCAUGCUGCAGCAGAUACUAAAGGACAUGUACAUCGAUCCUGAUGUGCUGGAGGCCCUGAGCGAGGACCAGAAGAAGACCUUGUUCCUGAAGAUGAGACAGGAGCAGGUGCGGCGUUGGAAGGAACGCGAGGAGAAAGAAGACCAUAGACCAAAGCUGAGUACAGCCAACCGUAAGAAUGUGAGCUGGUUGCUGGGCAGGGACGGUGAUGUGGCGGUCAUGGUGAUUGGAGAGGUGGACGAGCUGAAGACCUCUAAACUCAUCUGUUCUGGGCCCGUGGAGAGGAAAGCACCACCAAGCCUGCACAAUAACACACGCCACCAGACAACCCCCCCGAAGAGCAACCUGGUAAACAGACCAGUCUCAGAAUCUGUCAGAACUGGGAGAGAGAGCCUGCUUCCCAAAACACAGCCAGGGAUACAGCUCAAUUUAAAGGAGAACACUGAGGAAGUGAGGACAUUGCCCCCUCUACAGGUGUCAGUGGGCGAGCAGCAGCCACCUGCAGCACUGGACAAACAAGCUGAGUUGAAGCAGGAUUUAGAGGUCGAUGCUCCAGAGGAGAAGCCGGUCCUCUCUUCCUGUAGACCUCACUCAAGAGCUGGCACUGCCAACCCGAGGCUAGAUACCGCGCUGUCCCCUGUCCCCAAGAACUUCACCAUCACACCAUCCCCUGUCCCUACCAUCACACCGUCCCCUCUCCCCAGCACCGUAACAGUGUCUCCGGUCCCCGUCAUUGUCACACCGUCUCCUGUCCCCCGCAGCAAUGCCAUCCGAGACGCUCUAGAGAAGAGCGCUGCCAAAGCUCGCGCUUCAGAGAAGACCAUCACGCCCUCUCCCGUCCUUAGCUCUGUCAAAACGUCCCCUGUCCCCAGUGUCUCACCGUCCCCUGUCCCAAGCUCCACUCCGUCUCCUGUCCCUAGCAUCUCUUCACCGUCCCCUUUCCACAGGACCAUCGCUCCAUCCCCUGUGGCUAGCAGCACGGCCAUAAGAGACGCUCUAGAGAAGAGCACCACCAAACCACACGGUCCGGAGAAGACGACCGUUGUCCCGCUGUCCGUCACAACCAGACUCCACCCCGAGGAGCCGGCUGAGCCCCACCCCCAGGAGACACCCAGCAGCCGAGAUAUCCGCGUGAUGGCAGCCUAUCGCAGGGCAAUGUCUGAGGAUGUGGUGUCAGAGGGGGGCGGAGACACCUGUUCACGGAGUGGUCGGGUGGCUCAGCUGAUGAAGAACUUCUCCGUGAAGAGCCCCACGCCCCCUGCACAGAUCCCUCAUCCCCGCGGGAGCAAACCCCCCAUCCCCACCAAACCCAACCACCUGCACCUGGUUGCCAGCCCCUCACUCAGGUAAUCCACAAGGGCACCCGCUGUCCCCCACCACACCCCACCCAGGCCCCACUGAACACUGCUGGGCACCCAGCCCGGGUGUCUCAGCAACUGGGGACAAGGACGCAAGGAGGCAGGCCCCAAGGCUCUCAGGAACACAGCCAAACCUUUUGAUUCCAUUGCUCUUACUCCAAAAGCAAAGCAAUGAGAAUAGAGCUUUUGCCAUUUUUACCUGUGCCAUGUUUUAAUCGUUAAUUUUACUUAGUAUUUUAAAUUGUCCAGUACUGUAAAUUCUCUCUGUGGGGAAAGGUGAACCAAAAGCGUUGAUUGUAGAACAGCGUCUUCCUUUUGUUUCCUGCUUUUGCCUCUUUAAUAUUCAAUGUAUUAUUGACCGUAUCACACCAUGUAUUCUGCACCUGUCGAUAUACUUUUUAAAAUUGUAUUUUAAAAAUCUUGUCAUGUACAAAUACCACUUUUUAUUGUUACAUUUGGUGCCCAGUACAGUCACAAAGCUUUGUGCAAUGUUAUCAGGGUCAUAAACCUGUUCUUGAGAUUGCAACAAAUCACGACAAAUGUCAACUUAAAAUGACGCAGUACAUUUGCUUUCGUGGUUGAGAGCUGUUCCGUGUGCUGACAAAUGACAGAGCCACAUUGAUCAUACCCGCCUGUCAUGACCAAGGAGAUGGGUAAGAGUACAGUAUGGCUGGACGGGUGAAGCCGGAUGAGUGAGGGGCGGGGCUUCCUCCUUGGUCUACGGCGCUCCUCACCGGGAGUAGCACCGUCGGCUUGUAUACUGUCACAUCUCCCCUGACUGCCACCUAGCCCGAACAAGCACCUUGCGCUAUCUACCUGAGAUUGACCAAUGACGGUGCCAAACGCCUCUGCUCUGUGUCCCAGUGGACCGAACACUGGCAAGCCACACAGUCGGUGCCAAACGCCUCUGCUCUGUGUCCCAGUGGACCGAACACUGGCAAGCCACACAGUCGGUGCCAAACGCCUCUGCUCUGUGUCCCAGUGGACCGAACACUGGCAAGCCACACAGUCGGUGCCAAACGCCUCUGCUCUGUGUCCCAGUGGACCGAACACUGGCAAGCCACACAGUCGGUGCCAAACGCCUCUGCUCUGUGUCCCAGUGGACCGAACACUGGCAAGCCACACAGUCUGUGCCAAAUAAUACUUGUUAGCUGUGGUUAACCCUUCUGUUAUUUUUUUCUCAAUCUCAUUUUUGAUUGGUUGCACUUUGUUUUUUUGUUUUUUAAAAACUUUUUUACUAUGUUAAUUCGGAGACCGAGAGUGAUGAUCUCUGUGUCUGUGUGUAUCGAUUGUGUGUUGCCCCACACAAGGUGUGUGUUGAACUAUGUGUGUGAUGUCAGGCCUGUGUGGCGCAACCACAGUGGAACAAUAAAAUCGUUUGACCCCUCCAA